AUGUUAGUAAGAAGUUGGAUUAAAAUACCAAAUUCUUAUAAGUUUUAUAAGAAAAUUGCUAAUAAACAAAUUAUAGCAUUACCAAUAGUUUGUGAUUGCAGUAAAAGACAACAAUACAGGUCAAUUCAAACGACAGUCUUUAAAAAUUCUGAGAAAAAUGUAAACAGAAACGUAAUUAAUUUAUCUGGAGGGAUUACAAGAAACAACAAAGAAAGAAAUCAAAAAUCACCACAUUCUUCGAUGUCAUCGGAGGAACUACUUGAAAAACCUCACACAGAUUUUGGUGUUGAACAUUACAAUGAGCUACUUCAAGUGUACAUUGCCAAUAACAAUACACCAACAGCCAGCUCCUUUAUUCAACAAAUGGGAAAUGUACAACCAAACCUUGUCACUUGUGAAUUUAUUUUACAAGCACUUGGAGAGGGUGGCGACAUAAAUCAAGCAACAGAGGUUAUUGCAAACAUGAAAGCUCAAGGAUUACCUGCGACAGAAGAUGUAUUUAAUUCUUUAAUUAUUUGCCAGGGCAAAUCUGGUGAUAUACAAAAUAUUCAAGAAGUAUUGAUGAUGAUGAAAUCUCUUAAAUUUGAAUACUCAGUUGAAACAUGCACAGCCAUAGCAAGGGCAUAUGCAUUCAAAAAUAAAAAUGAAAUGGUACUAAAUGAAAUGACAAAAGCUAGAGCUAAAGGAUUGCAAUUUCAGGAAACCCAUAUCAUGAAAAUUGUUAAAACUUUAGCAUCAGUUGGGAUGUAUGAGACAAUACCUAAGGUGCUUAAAUUCCUUCCUGAAGAAAUUUUAAAAACACCUUCAAUAUCACCAUAUAUGCAAAGUGUUUGUACAUUUUUGGUGUUUCAAAACCAUCCCAUAGCAGCGCUAGAGAUUUAUAAAUGUCUUCCAAUUCCGUCAUUUGGCCCUAAAGAUGAUCAAGGGUUACAUGGAAGGAGCUUGGUUAGAGAUUGUGUCAAAGCAUCACUGCCAUCCAGUGUAAUUAGUCUGAUUGCUCAAGAAUUAAUGUCAUCUGGCCGUAACCCUAUUGCAAUUCAAAAUGCUUGCGAGGCUGCCUUACAGCUGGGAAAAGUUCCGCUAGCCUUAGAUUUGUUUACUAGAAUGAAGCAAAUGGGUAUGCCACUGAGACCUCAUUAUUUUUGGCCAAUAUUACUUCACACAUCCAAAACCUAUGGGGAAAAAGGUAUAAUGAACACUUUGUCAACUAUGGUAACAAUGGACGUGAAACCUGACUAUGAGACCAUUAUGCUGUACAGUCUGCCAUAUGUAAGCUUCACAUCCCCGCAAAAUCUGAUGAAGAAGUUCCAAGACGCUGGGCUCUCCGCUACCACUGUCCUCACGCCGAUGAUGGAGACACUCCUCAACACUGGUCAAGUCAGGGCGGCCAGUGAGAUUUGUGAAUUAUUUCAAGGGAAAGUUGAUGCAGAUAUGUUAUUACGACCACUUGUUAAGGGCUUUCUGAUGAGCUUAGACGUAAAAUCAACAGUCCAUAUCCUAGAGGACGUGACGGCAAAAGCCACAGACAAGGGCAAAGACUGGGUGGGCAGAUUCCUUUGCGUGUUUAUGCAACAUAAAAAAGUUAAGGGGGACUUAUCUGAUUUCAUGGCGAUAGUACAGGCCUUAAAGGAUACGUCUCUCAAGAUAUCGACCUGGGCUGCCGAUUAUUGUAUAACAAGACUACCCGACAACUAUGAUCAAGAAACUAUCGACAGAUUUAGGGAGGCACUUAUCGCUAUUACCGACGAGAGGCUGGUAGAUGACAAUGAAAUGUUCGUUGAGCAGAUGCCUCAUCCAAAAAAUAUGAACGAGGAGUCCCUUCGCGCACAUUUGAGCGAGCUGGAAGCUAAAGGCAUGAACACACGCGGCGUUCUGCGCAAGUUGCUACAGCAGUACUGUCGGGAAAAUAAUUUGCCAGCUGCUUUAGAAGUUGUCGACAAAUGUCGGAAAGAAGGCGUGUUCCUGUCGGCCGGUAUGAAGGCCGCGAUAUUCGACCUGCACGUGAAGAUGGGCGAGCUGGACUCUGCCGAGAUCGCGCUCGCCGAUCUCAACAAGAGCUCGCCCAACUUCACGCUGGACGAGUUCAAGGUCAUCGACUUUGCCACCCUAAUGGUCUACAGGGACAGGAUCGACGGCGCCUUCGAGCUGAUCAGCGAGCAGUCGAAACGGAGGCGAGUUAUAGGGGGGCACAGCAUAUCGAUGAACUGCUGGCGUUUGUUGGAUGCGGUAGCGGCGCGCGGUGGCGCCGAGCAGACUCGCAGAAUGUUCCAGCUGCUGACGAGCCUGCGAUACUGCAAGCCCACGAAUUCGAACCUCGGACCGCUGGUGCGGGCGCACUUAGUCAACGGAAAUCUGGAGGCGGCCGUGAAGGAGUUCGUGAAUCUGGCGAACAAAUAUGGCAAGACGCCGCUGAAGCACGAGCUGCUGUGCAAGAUGCUGCUCGCUAUGGGCGACGGCGGUUCUGAAGAGGCGUUUGCGGUGAACGAGAAGACGAACGGCAGCCUGAACAAGCUGGUGCAGACGGUGCUCGCGGCGGACAAAAAAGUGCACGGACCAGGCGACGUACAGUUAAGUCUAAUCGCGGCGUUAGCAGACGUCGGCUACAAGAAGACCCUGAGGAAACUGCUUCUCGACCCCGCGGUGAAGUUCCACCCGGACGCGUUGCUGAGGCGCUGCGAGCGUUUCGCGGACGAGAAGAAAGUGUCCGCUUUGGUCACAAUAGCCGAGUGCGUGAAGGACUUACGCCAUUUGCAACUGGGGGACUUGUACAACAUGAUAUUGGACGUGUACAAACGCGAAGACAACUGCAACGGGGCGCUGUCGCUGUGGAACAAAAUGCAGGACGAAGAUGUGACGCCCUCGCAGCGUUUCGUCAGCAACCUGUGCUCGAUGUUCAGCUCGAACAACAGAGAUAUACCGCCGGAACUGGCGACGCUUUUGGACAAGCAGAGCCAAAAAGCGUCCACCAGGUCC
This is a messenger RNA of Iphiclides podalirius (scarce swallowtail), 2973 nucleotides long. The record is from the annotation of a GenBank genome assembly. Lineage: Eukaryota; Metazoa; Arthropoda; Insecta; Lepidoptera; Papilionidae.